GCCACGCCCAGUAUUCCCAGACGUUCCAGGGGCGGUGGCAGCUGCUGUGUUCCUCAGAGGCCAGGUGGAAGUGCUGUCGAAGUGAUCCAAAGUGAACUGUCCUCUGAUCUGAGGGUGCAACGGGGUAUCAAUGGAGACUGUUGUGAUUGUGGCCAUUGGGGUGUUAGCGACCAUCUUCCUGGCUUCUUUUGUGGCCCUGGUCGUUGUGUGUAGGCAGCGUUACUGCCGGCCUAAGGACUUCUUGAGCCAUUAUGAUACCAGGCCUAUUGUUGACCUAAUUGGCAUCAUGGAGACACAGUCAGAACCAUCUGAACUGGAGUUGGAUGAUGUGGUAAUAACGAACCCACAUAUUGAAGCGAUCUUGGAAAAUGAAGACUGGAUUGAAGAUGCUUCGGGCCUGGUAUCCCACUGCAUUGCUAUCCUAAAGAUCUGCCAUAACCUCACAGAGAAGCUUGUUGCCAUGACAAUGGGUUCAGGGGCCCAAAUGAAGUCUCCAGCAAGCCUGAGCGACAUCAUUGUGGUUGCCAAGCAGAUCAGCCCCAGGGUGGAUGAUGUGGUCCGAUCCAUGUACCCACCACUGGACCCCAAGCUUUUGGAUGCCAGGACAACAGCAUUGCUGCUGUCUGUGAGCCAUUUGGUCUUGAUUACCCGAAAUGCCUGCCACUCUCCUGGCCACAUGGACUGGAUUGACCAAUCGCUGUCCGCAGCAGAGGAGCACAUGGCUGUGCUGCGUGAGGCAGCCCUUGCCUCUGAAUUGGAGCAUGCUGCAGCCAGCACCGAGAGCUUCCAACAGGAGCAGUCUGCAAUUUGAGAGAGAGACGUGGAGCCUGGAGCGCAUCUAAUCAACUGCUUCUCGUCAUCACCUCUUCUCUACCCUUGUUGCCUGGCAUCACCGACAUAAAUGUAAAACUUACACAGCCUGCAGCAUUUGGCUGAAUGGCUAGCAGAUGCUGGGACUGAACCUCCAUUCUGUUGCGGCUUUGUUCUACACUCUUGCAUCUGGAAUAGUGACACAGAGACAACUAAAACUGUUAUUUAAAUGAAGCCAGAAAAGGGGGUUGUUUGAAUUCUGAAAAGCAUGUGCUUAAGGAAGAGUGACUUAAGGUUAGGGAUAUAUGAAUCUUUCAUUUUUCCACUUGUAAGUCCAUUCCAUCCUUUUUCUGUAUCAGUGGAUUUACUUGAAAAGGCAUAAGAAUUUUCGUGUGCGUUUCUCCUAAUAUAUGUGGUUUUGCAAGAAUUUUCCUUAACAAUGGAUUUUUGUACAUUAUUUUCACUAAUAUACACAUUUUUGUGCACACUUUCCCCUAAUAUUUCCAUGUUUGUACACAUUUUGUACAAAAUUGUCCAAAGACCUUUGGUUAUAGGGUAGCUUAAAAGUAUGGUAAAUAAAAUUU
Molecule: messenger RNA, 1394 nt
Organism: Elgaria multicarinata webbii
Lineage: Eukaryota; Metazoa; Chordata; Lepidosauria; Squamata; Anguidae
Gene: TMEM98
Product: transmembrane protein 98
Exons: 8
Coding region: 131-811 (226 amino acids)
Cellular component (GO): endoplasmic reticulum
Source: RefSeq, a predicted model, not a curated record